ACCACUCCUUUCACGGCGUCUGGUGACUUCCUCUCAUUUCCGUAGCUAGACAGGGGUGUGUGUUGUCCCGUGUAAGCGAGGAUGGCGACGCUUGUGGAAUCUGCAGACAUUGAGACUUUAAGCAGCUCGAGCAACGUUAUGGCAUCCCCAAUGUCCACGAGUCUCUCGCAUCGUUUUGACGACAGCAAAUUUUACCUGCUUGUGGUUAUUGGAGAAAUUGUCACGGAGGAUCACUUGAAGUGUGCCAUUGCGGAUAUAGAAAAAGGGAUUCGCUCAUGGGACACCAACCUCAUCGACUGUAACCUGGAUCAGGAACUAAAGCUCUUUGUCUCCAGACAUUCAGCCCGUUUCUCUGCAGAUGUACGAGGGCAGAGAAUUCUUCACCACAAAAGCAGCGUUCUCGAGACAGUAGUGCUUAUCAACCCCUCAGAUGAAGCUGUCAGCACUGAGGUUUGUCAGAUGAUCUCAGACACAGCCAGAAACAAGCUGCUGGUGCUUUCAGGACAAAGCUUUGAAAACACAGGAGCACUGAUUUUGCAGUCUGGCUCCUUCUCUUUCUUCAACUUCAUAGAUAUAUUCACAGACCAAGAGAUUGGUGAAUUACUUAGCACUAUUCGCCCAGCAAACAAGGCAAGCCUAACCCUCUAUUGCCCUGAGCAAGGUGACUGGAAAAACUCAAACUUGGACAAACACAACCUACAAGACUUCAUCAACAUGAAGCUCAACUCACCACUGAUACUCCCAGAGAUGGAAGGUCUCUCAGAGUUCACAGAAUACCUGUCGGAGUCAGUAGAAAUCCCAUCGCCAUUUGACAUGCUGGAGCCUCCGACCUCUGGCGGUUUCCUGAAGCUCUCAAAACCAUGCUGCUACAUUUUCCCUGGCGGCCACGGCGACUCUGCCCUCUUUGCGGUGAAUGGGUUCAACAUGCUCAUCAACGGGGGCUCUGACCGCAAGUCCUGUUUCUGGAAGCUGGUGAGACACCUAGACCGGGUAGACUCCAUCCUCCUGACCCACAUCGGGGACGACAACCUGCCAGGCAUCAACAGUAUGCUCCAGAGGAAGAUGGCUGAGCUGGAGGAAGAGCAGUCACAGGGUUCCCAAGCUACUGGCGACUGGUUGAAGAACCUCAUAUCCCCAGACAUUGGGGUUGUGUUCUUGAACACCCCUGAUAAUCUGGGGAACCCUGCUGAACCCAACUUCAGGGUGAGGAGGAACAUUGAAGAGGCAGCACACACACUCCAUUACCUGAGCAAGUUGAAUCUGAGGCCCGAGCCUUUGCAGAGGCCGGUCGGUAACACUAUCGAACCCAUCAUUCUGUUCCAGAAAAUGGGCGUGGGGAAGCUUGAGAUGUAUGUCCUGAACCCGUCGAAGAACAGCAAGGAGCUGCAACAUUUUAUGAAGCAGUGGACAGGCAGCGAGAAAGACAACUCCACUGUUAUUCUGCCCAAUGGAAAAGAAUCGGAGCUCCCAAUUUCUUAUAUGACCUCAAUCUCUUCCUUGAUUGUGUGGCACCCAUCAAACCCUUCAGAGAAGAUAGUACGUGUCCUGUUUCCAGGCAAUGCCUCUCAGUAUCACAUCCUUGAAGGUUUGGAAAAACUAAAACACUUGGACUUCUUGAAGCAGCCAGUUGUCACCCAGAAGGAGCUAUCUUCUAACUUGGCACCAGCUCUAAAGCAAGCAAAGCUGAAACAUAAAACUGACAGCAAGGAGAGUCUGAAGUCAGUCUCUAGGCCAUCACCAAGCAAAAGUUUCAAAAAGGAGUCAAAGGAGGAGGCUCCAGAGAAGGCAAAGACAGAUGCAGAAUCGGCUCAAGAAAAGACUAACAAAUUUGAGAAAAAAGACAAACCUUUGGUGAAAAAGGAAAAAGCGAAGGCACCGGAAAAAGAAGUGAAGGUGAAAGCAGAGCCAACUACCGAAACUCCAGAAAAGAAGAAGGCUGAAAUGAAACCAAAAGCUCUUAAGGAGAAGAUUAUCAAAAAAGAACCCAGGAAGUCUGUAGAAAAGAAAAAUGAUGAAAAGGAGGUAAAGAAAGAAGUAGCAAAGAAAGAUGAUAAGCUAACAUCUAAAAAGGAAGAAACACCCAAAACGGAACAGAAGCAAGAAACACCCAAAAAAGAACAGAAGGUAAAGAAAGACAUUUUAAAGAAAGAUAGAGAUUUCAGGAGGGAUUCCCCCAUGAAGGUGAGGAAGGAAGAGAAUAAGGAGCAAAAGAAAGACGAUCUAAAGAAAGACAUGAAGAAGCCAUCCAAGGAUUUAAAAAAUACUCCAUCUGCUUUAGGCGAAGGGAAAAAACUUGCAGCAAAACCAAAAUCUCUGAAAAAAGAUGACACUACAAAGAAAGACUUUGGAAGCCCUUUCAAGUCCAAGGCAAAACCAAAAGUCACCAAGAAGGACCUCAAGGCCACAGAUGCUAAAUCUGCUGUUGCAGGAGCUGCAGCUGUCACAGCAGGAGUGGUAGCCACCGCCACUUGUGCUGCGGAGGUCCUUGAGACAGAAAGAGCCAUGAUGUCUUCUCCAGAGGACCUCACUAAGGACUUUGAAGAGCUCAAAGAAGAGGAGAUCUUUCACGAAGAAGAGCCGGUGGUGAUCCACAGAGAGGACCUCAUGCACUCUAAGGAGUCCCCUGAAGCAGCAGAGUCUCUGGAUGAGGGGAUCACAACCACUGAGCAUGAAGGAGAAAGCGGGGAGACUCCAGAGGAACAAGAGCAUAAAGGGAAGUUGAGCGGCAGCGGCAGUGAGAAGUUUGAAGAUGAGGGAACUGGGCUAGAUUAUGAAGAGAAGGGAGAGACAGAAGAGGUCCAUGAGCCAAUGAGAAGGGAAAUGGACAACCAUAAACAUGCUGAUGACAGUGAAGAUGAGGACUCUGAGGACGAGGAUGCAGAGCCAGACCAAUGUGGAAAAGAUCAUAACAGAAAUGAAAGAGAAGUACAGAAGUGGGGCCUGUCGGUGACACCGCCUCCCAAAACGUCUGAGCCUCUCUCUCCGUCUGCAUCUAUUCAUGAUGAGACCCUUCCAGCUGGCUCUGAUGAUGAAGCAGCCUCAGAUGAUGAGAACCGUGACGAGGCAUACACUGCUACAUCUGGCCACACCCAGUCAACUAUUGAGAUCUCCAGUGUGCCAACUCCAAUGGACGAAAUGUCCACUCCAAGGGACAUUAUGAGUGACGAGACUACUAACGAUGAGACAGAGGAUUCUCCCUCUCAGGACUUUGCCAGGUUUGGAGGAACAAUGUUAGGAGACCUUGAGAGGAAGAGGCUGUCUCCACUACACGACGGCCCAGAGUCAGACCAUUCAAAGAGCGAUGCCACCGAAGGCAGGGGCUACAACGCUUCUGCAUCCACAAUAUCUCCACCAUCGUCACUGGAAGAGGACAAAGAGGAAGGGUUCAAGUCCGACAAAUUUGGUCUUGAUUCAGCAAGCUCUGUUCUCACCACUACUUCACCUCUCAUCCGCUCCCCUUCAGCUCCCAAAGGAACCUUUGACUCAUACUCAUCUGGAUUCGCGGCACCAAUUGAACUGUGCACAACACUUUCUGGAUCAUCAAAGGCAGCAGCUGGGUCUUCUACUAGCCCAGAUGACAAGACAUUGGAAGGUACCACCUCACCUCAUUCCUCUGGUCACACCCCUUACUUUCAGUCUCCCGUGGAUGAGAAGGCUGGCUCUAUAGCACCUGCAAAUGGCCAUGGUCCUGUAAUUGUAGAGGUUACAAGUGAUAAAGAAGAUUCCAACAGGGUCAGCCCCAUGGACGACCCAAUUCCUGACCACACCUCGACUGUAGAGAAGGUGCUGUCCCCAAUCAAGAGCCCGCCUCCUGUAGUAGAAGGAAAGUUACACUUUGAUUUAGAUCAUAUGUCAACAAUGCACUCGAGUCAAGAUGAUAAGAAAAAUGGGGCUAGCGACAGUACCUCAAUCUCAUCCACAAACCCAUUCGCAGGUUUCAAAGAGGAGAGUAAAAUGUCGAUCUCGGAGGCAACCACGUCUGAUAAAUCGGGUAGCCCUGUAGAUGAGGCUGUAGCAGAGGACACUUUUUCACACAUCGCCUCGGCUUCCACCGCCUCACUGGCCACCAGCUCAUUCCCAGAGCCUACGACAGAUGACAUUUCCCCUGCUCUCCACGGUGAAGCCGGCUCCCCGGAAUCAACAGAGGUGGAGGACUCCCUAUCUGUCUCUGUGGUUCAGACUCCAACCCCUUUUCAGGAGGCAGAGGUCUCUCCUAAGGGGGAGAGCCCCAGGCCCAUGUCAAUCUCUCCAGACAUCUCACCAAAGACAGCCAAAUUAAGGACACCAGUGCAGGAGCCUAAAUCCCCAGAGCAUUCCACCAUGUCAUUUGGCCAGGAGUCCCCUGAUCACUCAUUAGCCCUAGAUUUCAGCAAACAGUCUCCAGAGCACCCUUCUGCAGGCAGCCUGCGCGCCACGGAGAACGGGCCAACAGAGGUGGACUACAGCCCCUCAGAGGGGAAUGAUCUGAGAUCCUCCGAACAGUACAGACCCACUGUAGACAAGCCUAUGCUUUUCAAAGACAAUGACUCAGGUCGCGCCACUUCUGCGUCCCCAUCAGACGCAUCUCAGUCCACCCCCUCGACAACUACGCCUUGUCAGAUGAGGGAAAUGUCACCGGGCUUAGCCCAGCAGAUGGACAAAUCCCCUGCCACCCCGAAAGGGUCUUCCCCCUCUUCCCCCUCCUAUUCUUGCUUCACUCAGAAAACAGAUAUGCCCUUAGCAGCAGAGACUAAUCCCUUCAAAUGUGGUGGAGAUUCCAAAUCCCCUGUCAGCCCCAAGGUUCCCUCCCCAUCCUACCUACCACUCUCUUUCAACCUCUCCGACUAUCAGAAGUGUGCAGGUGGUUCCAAGGACCCAGACUCCUCCCAGAAGAGCCCCUCUCCUGGGUCUAGGACAGAUGUUGACCUUUGCCUUGUGACCUCUUGUGAGUACCGCCACCCUAAGACAGAGCUGUCCCCAUCCUUCAUCAACCCCAGUCCUUUGGAGUACUUCAUGAAUGAGGAGAAGCCUCUGGAGGAAGAAAAGCCUCUAGCUAAGUCAGGUGGAGGACCUCCACCCCCUGGUAGUAAACUCCACGCUAAGCAAUGUGAAGAGACCCCACCAACCUCCAUCAGUGAAUCCGCCCCAUCCCAGACGGAUUCGGAUGUUCCCCCUGGGACAGAGGAGUGUCCCUCUAUUACUGCGGACGCAAACAUAGACUCUGAGGAUGAUUCUGAGACAUUACCAACAGACAGGACCCUGACUUACAGACAUGCUGAUCCUCCUCCCGUGGCUCCCAGGGACUCUGCUCCGUCUCCAGCCCACCCAGACGUCACCAUGGUGGAUCCGGAGGCCGACAAGCCACCCGCUGACGACAACAACCAGACUAAGGACAAGGACUCAAAGGCAGAGGGAGCUGAGAAAGCUAAGAAGAAGAAGCUUACCAAGACCAAGUCCUCCUCACCAGUCAGAAAGACUGGCCUUUCAAAAGUAAAGGAUUCAAAAGUAAUGGCCUCUCCUAAGAAAAGUGUAGGAGAAGGGAAAGAUGCCAAAAAUGCAACCAAUAGCUCUGCAUCCAGGGGUGUGAAAAGUGCCACAUCAGGUUCAGGUGGUGGAAAGGCAGCAACUGCAAUACCCAUACCCAACUGCCCUCCCAUGUACAUGGAUUUGGUUUACAUCCCAAACCACUGCAGCGCCAAGAAUGUGGAUGCAGAGUUCUUCAAACGGGUCAGGUCAUCCUACUAUGUAGCAAGUGGCAAUGACCAGACGGCCCAGGAGCCCAGCAAAGCUGUCCUGGACUCACUGCUGGAGGGCAAAGCCACGUGGGGAAACAACAUGCAGGUGACCCUGAUCCCGACUCAUGACUCAGAGGUGAUGAGGGAGUGGUACCAGGAGACCCAUGAGAAGCAGCAGGACCUGAACAUCAUGGUGCUGGCCUCCAGCUCCACCGUGGUCAUGCAGGACGAGUCCUUCCCCGCCUGCAAGAUAGAGCUGUGAACCUGAUCCUGGGCCUCGUUCCAUUCCAAAUUAUGCUUCUCUUCUUCCCUUAACUUCUCCCUUCACUGGAGUGUGCACUCUAUUGACGUUCCAAGACGUUUCUGCAAGGGAGCACCUUCUAAUGAAGGGAAGGGGUCGUAGUAAUUUGGAUUGGAACAACCCUCUGGACUCUCCUGAUCAAAUGAUCUAGUAACCGAGAGAUCUAGUGAUCAAAUGGAUCAUGUUGUUAGUGGUAUCUUUGAGUUGGGGUGAGGGAUGACGUAGACAUAGAGUAAAUGUAAACGCAUGUAAUUUAAACAAAGGCUGUGUGCCAACAUUAAUGAAAUAUACAUAGCCUACAUUAAAAUGAUGUUCUGGUUUGAAAAAACAAUGGCAAACAUAAUUGUUUUAAUGAAAUCCACAAUACCCAAAAGAAGUAUCUGACACAAGUAUCAGCUUUGUGGAGCACUUUGAGUAAGGAAAUGUCAUAGCAAUAUCCUGUACGGAAUGAAACAUUUGAUCUGACCACUAUAGAGAACAUAAAAUGAGAACAUAGAAUGCUCCAACUGUAUAAAUUGGUGCUCUUGACGUAGAUUGAUUUCUUCAGAAAACAAAAUUUCCCAUGAGCACCAAUUAUCAAGUCAAAUCAAUAUAGAAAAAUUCAUGAGAAUAUACUUGUUCAUACUGGGGACAAAAAAAGGUAUGACAAUAAUACAAAAUUAUUGAGAUAUUAUGAUGAAAUCUAUUUGUCUUCAAGGUUGGGACUACACGUCAAAAUAUGUACGAUUCUGGUACAUGCCGUUACUUAAUGUAAUCCAUUACAAUUACUAGUUACCUGUCCAAAAUUGUAAUCAGUAACAUACAUUUUGGAUUACCCAAACUCAGUAACGUAAUCUGAUUACUUUUAGAUGACUUUUCCCUUUAGACACAUUAGAAGAAGACACAAAGGAUCCAUCAAAACGCAUUUGGUGUGUCAUCAUAGUGAUCUCUGACUUGUGGCCUAGUGUGGCCUAGAUCUAGUGUGGCCUUGUGGCCUAGAUCUAGUGUGGCCUUGUGGCCUAGAUCUAGUGUGGCCUUGUGGCCUAGAUCUCUGACUUCUCUGACACUCACUCUGGUGGAACAACCUUAAACUUGCGCCUUUGUUCAAUGCUGAAUCGAAUGUCAUUGAGAGAACAGAAAGGUGUCAAUGUAUUUUUCGCAAACACCCUUUCUGAAUUUAAAAAGUAAUCCAACUAGUAGUCAUCUAGUUUUUCAAAAGUAUCUGUAAUCUGAUUACAAUACAACUGAUUACAGUCACAGUUUCCCCCCCCCCCAUGUAAUCAGUUACUCCCCUGGGUGUGAUAGUAGGUCAUCAAACAAUGCCUCAAGCCACUGAUUAUAUCUCUGUCUAAAUAACUAAUCUAUCAAAUUGAUUUAACCCAGCUGCAUACACCAAAGGAUCGAGGGAAAACACGUGUAAGUUAUUGCCUUAGGAAGUGAAUUGAAUGUAAAAGAUUGAUGCACUGAGGACAAAUAGCCUAUGUAAGAAUGAUUAGAAAACGUAAAACACAAUUUAACAAGAGUCUGUCCCCAACUGUCAGAUAAUCUCUGUAUAGAGUUAGUUUAGUUUGAUACUGAUGGAGUAAAUAGAUAGAGCAAGAUGAAGGUUCAACUGCACUGAGGGGCCUAUGAAACAUAACACAUGUUUGUCUUAAUUCAUUGUAAUUAUUUAGAGAACAAGACAAUUCUAGUCAAGAUUUGCCCAUGACUCUGACACUAUCUUGAUUUAGAAUUACGCUGCACGCUUUGUGAUCCUGUUAGUGCAAACGAUUGUUGAUUUGUCUUCGUUAACAUCAGUUAAUGCGAACCUUUUCUUUGGGGGCCAUGAUUUUUGUUAUUUCAUCUCAGUGUUUUAAGAGUUGUUAUUUAUUUAAUUUAUUAUUGGCUAACUUUUAAAAUGUAAUCUAGUCUCUUAAAGAUAUACAAUAUGAAAGGUAUGUGUAUAAUCGGCCAAACUUAAUUUAAAAAGUGCGUUGUUUUAAAAUAAUGUCUUAUGUUCAGAUUUGAUCUUUAUAGCUUAUUGGUUUCUAUUGAUUUAAAUAGAACUCUAUGUAGUGCACUGUAAACUUCUGCUCAGUCCAUCCUCCCUAGCCAAGUAAAACUCAACUCCACGAUGUACUUCACAUCAAUGGAGUUGAGCGGAGAUGAGAGUGGACGGACUGGAGCUCCGACGUCACAUGAAGGUUUUUAACAAAAACAACGGAUUUCAGCACCCAAAACAUAGCCCGGGGAGGGGUCUGUGGAUCUGUCUCAGUCCGUUCAUUCAUAAGUUAGUCACGUUAUAUCUCAGACAGCUGCAUCAUUCGUGGGGGCUACAUGUUUACUGUUGCCUUGUUUUAUGUGAUUUUGGAGCUCCAGUUCGCCCACACUAGUCGCUGCUGAACUCUGUUGAUGUGAGGUACAUAGGGGAGUUGAGUUUUACUUAGCUAGUCCUCCCCAGCAUUUUGUGUAGAACCACAAAUGGAGCCCUAGCGACUGCUUGAAUGUGCUACAAUAUCUUCAGGCUUGUGAAGUGAGACACUUUCCUAACCUUACAUUUUUUUCUGUUUUUAAAACACUGUACUAUAAUUAUAAAAAGCUUUGUAGCAAGGUGAAUGGUCGGAAGAAAUGUGCAUGAGUAAUAAGCUUUUUUUCUCUUUUUAAGAAUUGGGGAAAUCUGUUCUUAUCUGCCAAAACAACACCUCAAGUCUGUGCUAAUAUAAAUGAAGGCAUACAGUAAGAGUUGGUUGUUCCUUGAGGUGUUGCCAGCUACGCCAUAAUGGCAUGGAAAGUGAAAAGUUAAACUAAAGGCCCUAUCUUCUGACUGUGUUGGCAAUUUUAAGAUCUUUAAGUCUGCUUCCUCAUAGUCCAUGGCCCUAGCUACUCAAGGAGGAUAUGUAGUACCUCGGCCUACCACAGGUCUAUAUAAAGCAGUGGUCAGUAUGCCUUUUGUGGUUGCAAGAUGGCGGCACCUCUGCCAAAUCCCUACGAGUCAGGUAAAGCUCUGUAUAGAUACGCCUUGAGAAGAGUAAAACACGGGGGAGAGUGACUGUUUUGGGUAUGAGUUGGGGUGUGAAAGACAAAAAAACAAGACACUUUUAAAGCCAGGACAAAUGAUGAUAAUUGUAACGCGAAGCCAUGAACAGAACAAUAGAAAACAGAUGUUCAAACACCAACCGUCUACAUCAACCAAACAAUUUAAUGACCACGCCUAUAGGGAGGCCACCAACAUACUACAACCAUCCACCACUCAGAACAAACGGUCACUGGUUAAGUAAAAACUCACAUAGGCAAAAUAUUACAGUCAACCAACCAGGGCCAGGGACUUAGUUACUGCCUCCGCGACAGGUCUCCAUGGCAACACAUUUAUCCAGUUGUCCUGUACAGCUCUGCAACCGGAUACUUUAAUCAUAAGCAUGACCAUCCUGCUGUUCAACCACAAACUAUAGUGACCGACCGACCACACACCACUCUUUCUUGAUCUUUCCUCACUCAACUACUGUACUGUAUUCCUUGUUCUAUCUUUCUCUAUUUUGGGUGAUUGUUAAUACUGUCUGUCUGCAACUGUGUGGUAUAAAAUUGUCUUGUGAUCUCUGCAUCCUCUCCUGUUCCAAACUCAUAUCUAAUGUAGCGGUUAGUUUCAAGUGAAAGUAUUAUUUACUGCUUUUCUGAUAUUUGUGUGCAAUGUCUCCUCUCCCUCCUAUGGGACAUUUGAUGUAAAGGGACCUACUAUUAAAACCUAAAAAAAAAAGAGCCACAAA
Salvelinus sp. IW2-2015 is the source of this 9734-nucleotide messenger RNA. RefSeq names its product microtubule-associated protein 1B. Gene Ontology annotation, cellular component: dendrite; microtubule associated complex; synapse. NCBI's taxonomy places the organism in Eukaryota, Metazoa, Chordata, Actinopteri, Salmoniformes, Salmonidae. Gene Ontology annotation, molecular function: microtubule binding; actin binding. The record is from RefSeq and is a predicted model, not a curated record. Gene Ontology annotation, biological process: dendrite development; microtubule cytoskeleton organization; axonogenesis.